Molecule: messenger RNA, 1035 nt
Organism: Thermochaetoides thermophila DSM 1495
Lineage: Eukaryota; Fungi; Ascomycota; Sordariomycetes; Sordariales; Chaetomiaceae
Product: zinc finger domain-containing protein
Exons: 3
Coding region: 1-1035 (344 amino acids)
Biological process (GO): regulation of transcription by RNA polymerase II
Cellular component (GO): PcG protein complex; transcription regulator complex
Molecular function (GO): DNA-binding transcription factor activity, RNA polymerase II-specific; RNA polymerase II cis-regulatory region sequence-specific DNA binding
Source: RefSeq, a predicted model, not a curated record
AUGGCGAGCUCUACAGUUACAACUCACUUCGCCCAUUCUCCGCCGCAAAAUGUCCAUUAUGGCUACGUGUCUCCCCCUUCACCGCCGAUGGAUGACACGACAUCCAAGUGUUCGCUUCCCUCUAUUUCCAACCUGCUCGGCCUGGCAGACCAAGGCUCUCCCACUUCCGAAACCUCUCUGCAAUCACAGCAACAGCAGCAACAACAACAACAACAACAACAACAACAACAACAACAACAACAACAACAGCAAUCACAAACAUCAAAGCCUGAGACACGACCUGUCUCGACCGGUUAUGGGGGAGUCACAGCUCCAGCAUUACCGGUGCCCAAGACAGCCUUCCCUCCAAGUCCACCCCUGACUUCGGACUCUUCUUUUGAUAACUUCAAUCCUCCAUCUGCUCGCCCUCUGAGCCAAGUAUCGAAUGGGUCAAGCUAUUAUUUUGAGACGACGCCGCCUCUCCAACUGGAUCACCCCGAGUCCCGACAGAUGCCUUCCUCAGCUACCGCGCCUCCCUCCCGUGUCUCGGUUCAGAGCUCCGCGUAUCAACCCCAUUACACUGGUCCGACCUAUCUCGGUCAACCAGCAAUGACUUCUUAUUACCCGCCCCCGCAGCCUCCUGUUUCUGCUCUUUACUACCAGCGGCCACUUCCCCAGAACUUCCCACCCCCGCUUUCCAUGCCCAUGACUCUUGCACCUACGGCGGCUGCUGGUGCAGCCAACCCAUGGCAACACCACCACUACCUUGCACCAUCAUCGACAGCAUCCUACCCGCAGAGCCAGGACCGGUACAUCUGCCCAACAUGCAACAAGGCCUUUUCUCGUCCCAGCUCUCUGCGCAUCCACAGCCACUCGCAUACAGGCGAAAAGCCCUUCAAGUGCCCCUUUCCUGGAUGUGGCAAGGCCUUCAGUGUACGCAGCAAUAUGAAACGUCACGAACGUGGCUGCCACAACUACGACAGCGGGAGCACCCAUAGCAGGAGUAGCAGCGUCGGCAGCAGCCUCAGCACUAGCCUUGGCAUCGGCAGGCCGUAA